This is a messenger RNA of Prorocentrum cordatum, 3021 nucleotides long. The record is from the annotation of a GenBank genome assembly. Lineage: Eukaryota; Dinophyceae; Prorocentrales; Prorocentraceae.
AGGCCAGCAGCGAGAUGGAGAAGUCAAAGCUCGAGUGCAGCCAGGCAUAUGAAGAGAAGUCGGCCGACCUCAAGCUGAAGGAGGCGGACCUCGACGUCUUCAACUUCGUCCUGGAAGCCACCAGGUGCGCCGACGAGGAGGCCGCCAGCUUCGAGCAGGAUGGCGCGACGCCAGGGUCACUACAGAAGCACCGCGCGGGGCAUCCUCGCAGCAACGAGUCAGCCGCCAAGCGCAAGGCCACGAUGAUGAUUUGUGCGACGCCGCGGGAUGGAUUCCAGAUCCACUUCGACGACCCAGCAGCGCAAGCGAAGUUCCAACGCCUACUGACGACGCCUGCUCGCCAGGUGCUGGAAAGGUUGGUCGGCAAGGUGGCGCAGAAGGAGGGCCUGCUGGAGGUGCGCGCUGGCCGCUCGCAGGGAGAAGCGAUUGCGCACUUCAGCACGACCACGACCGCGCCGCUUCUGGAGAUGGUGGAGCCGACGCCUGUCCAGACAGCGCCUUCGGAGGGGCAGUGGAAGAAGUGCACGAACGGGGUGCCCAGCUGCGGCCUGCUGCACGACUCCAUGUCCGUCCAGUGGGGCGUCUACAGGGAUUUGGUCGACGAGCUCAAGUACGAGAUGUCCGUGGACAAGGCAGAGUGCCAGGCCAUGCAGGACAACUUGAACGAGCAGCUGGCCGUCAUAGCCUCGGCCAAGACGAAGGCCAUGGAGAUGCUCGCGGAAACGGUGUCGAGCGUGCAGGCGGCGAGCCAGGAGUCGACCGAGAAGAACGAGGAGUAUCGUGAAUUGGAGGAGAUUUUCGAAAAGCAGAUGGGCGAGUACAAAUCCAAGGUCGAUGAGAUCCUGUUCACCAAUAUUUGUGCCGUGAGGAAGGUGCGGGAUGGGCUCAUGAUGAACAGCGAAGUCUCGCCGCCGGAGAAGAUCGAAGAUUGCGACGUUGAGGAUUGGUCUCCCGGCGAAUGUUCUGUUGCUUGUGACGAUGAAUGCCCAAGUCCAGAUCCAUCGGCAUGCGGAGGCUGGCAGACUCUCGAGAGGCGAGUCCUGACGCAGCCGAACGAAUUUGGAAUCAAGUGUCCCGUCCUGACAAUGCAGAAGAAGUGCAACCAGAUCAGGUGCCCAGUCGACUGCGGGAUGUCGGAGUGGAGCGCCUGGUCGGCGUGCGCGGCGGAUUGCGGGGGGGGCGUGCAGGGGAGGACCCGGUCGAUCCUUGUCAAGCCGAAGAACGGCGGUCAGGAAUGCGACACCGCGAUGGAGUCACAGCCAUGCAACACGGGCUCUUGCGACAGGGACUGCGUGCUGGCCGAGUGGACGCCCUGGUCGCCGUGCUCGGUCGCGUGCGGCGGGGGCUUCCAGGAGAGAGCCCGGAAGGUCGCGGUUCCGAUCCGCGGCAUGGGCAAGUGCCCCGUCGAGGACCACGCGGACCGCCUCGAGGAGCAGCCCUGCAACGCCCACGAGUGCAUCGGCGACGAGGUCUGCAUCGCGAAGCAGGACCUGGUGAUCGCCAUUGACGGGAGCGGCUCGAUGAGGGAGGGCGGCUUCGAGACGCUCCGUGACUUUGCGGCCAACGUCAGCCAGAGGUACAAGCCCAUGUACUACGGGGCCGAGGCAAUGCGGGUGGGCGUCAUCCUGUUCGGGCAGGGCAGCGUGGAGGACGACGGAACCGUCACGCCAGCCGAGAUGGUCCAGGAGCUGACUAACGACACGGCAGCUGUCAAGGAGCAGAUUGAAAGCUUGGCGUGGCAGCGGGGGACCACGAAUCUGGCACAGGCGCUGUCGCUGGCCGACCGGAUGUUUCGCGAGGGCGGGCGUCCUGACGCUCAGAGCGCGAUCAUGAUCCUCACAGACGGCAGGCCUUCUCUCAGGUUCGCGUCGGGCCAGGCAGUCCGAAAGCUGAAGGAUAAGAACGUGAAGGUCUUCAUGGCACCCAUAGCAGACAACUCGGGGAAGGACACCGACCUGCUGAAGCAGUGGGCAAGCCAGCCGUGGGAGACCAACUACGAGCGCAUCCCAGGCCUGGCGGCCCUGAAGCCGAACUUCGACAUGUUCGGGCAGAGGCUCGUCGCGAAGUUCUGCCCGAGCUCGUUCUCGCCCUCGCGGCAGAAGCAGAAGGAGGAGGCGAGAGGGUUCAUACUCCUCCACGAGCUGGGGUGCCCUGACGAGGCCUGCGCGCCCGGGAUCUCGUCCGCGUCCAGCAGCCUGGGGACGUUCGCGUCGCAGGACGCGUGCUCCGCCGAGGCGGCGGCGCGGGGCGUCUCCAUAUUCUGCUACUACGCGAGGGGCAGGCUCGCUGGCGCAUGCUUCGGUGGCAGCCUGGAGGUGAGCGCUGAGCAGUGGGAGGAGUGGAAAGCCAACAGCGUAGACCCGAAGUGCCCCAAUGGUGAGUGGACGCCGGACCCGUACGCCGAUACGUACGCUGUCAGUCCAGACCUCAUCGCGAUGCACCACAUCCAGCCUGGUUAUUACGACGACUAGGGGUGGAUGUUGUAAAAGGACAAAAAGCGAACGCGCCGCAAUCACACAGUGUGUCCGCUCUGCCACGCUACCACCUCGUCUCACUCACCGCUGGAUGCGAGUGUUUGUCGGCGAUCGCAGGUGGCUUGGGACCAGCUGUCGGGCCGACAGCUGGCAGACGGGUACGGGCUGGCCCAGAGGGUGUCGUCGAGGACUUGGGGCCUCGGGCCUGGGAAUAUCUUCCAAGGAGCUCACCAAUGUCUGGCAAAUUCAUACGAACUUGUCUUGGUGAUCCAGUCGCCUGUUCUUGGGAGGCCCACAAUCCGUGGGAAGUCGCGGACCAGCUGAGACAUGUCAGACACACGGGGCGAGCGACCUCCCAGGCAUGGGAUAUUCCAUCGCAUUGUUUCCUCGAGCUACGCAUUGCCCCGAGCAUGUUUCCUUCACACGUCCUUGCGCCGCUUUGAGCAGCAUCCCUCGCUGAGCUACGCCCACCUGUUCCUUGCACAGUGCCUGUUGGCUUCACGUGCCGGGUUUGGCUUUGCCCCGUCAUGGGUCACGCUGCUUCGCA